AUAUGAUUUGAACGCAAUAUUAACGCAAUUAUUGUAACUAUUAUUUUAAUUUCUAUUUUAUUUAAACACAACGUUAUUAUAGUUAACAAAGUUUUAAACCGAUUUCGGGUUUAAUUGUGUUUUUUAUAGUAAUGUUUGUAAGGAUUGUAUAUAUUUUGAAUGAAUUGAAACAAAUAUAAUAUAAAGUGAUAUAAAGUGUGCAUCGAUUGAAAGCAAUGCCACGUGUUUUCAAUUGUUUACAAUUAUUACACUAUUUAAUGAAGAUUUGAUUCAAAUCGACAGCCAUUUAGUCAAAUCAUAUGUCCAUUCAUUGGUUUAUCACUCAUUCGAUUCAUAUAAAAGAUAUCAUAAUCUGAAAGGAUGUCAUCAAAUGGUGUGACAGAUGUCGGCUCUGAGAACAGUGAAAAGAAUAACACGAAGACUAAGACAAAUACAAUGAAGGAAUCGAAAGGAGAGACGGUUUCGUCUGAGAAGAAGGAACCGAUUGAUGGAAAUGAGGGCAAUGGAGGCGAAGACACGGAACAGAAGGACAAGAAGAAAAAGAAGAAGAAACCCGCGAAGAAGGAGGAGAAGAAGGACACGAAAGACACUAAAAAAGGCGGGCCUUCGAAGAAGAUGUUGUCUUUGAUGAAAGAGAAUCUUCAGAAACUGAAUGAAGAGGAAGAGAAGUUCAAACGAGAAGAAGAGGAACGCAUCGAACGAGAGGAAGAGGCGGAGAGACAACGACUCGAAAGGUUACGCAUAGAACAGGAAAAGAAGGACAGAAAGAAACAGAAGGAUAAGGAACGGAAGGAACGGCUCAAAAAAGAGGGAAAACUAUUGAAUGCCAAACAAAAAGCAGACAAACAAAGAGCUCAGGCGAGUCUCGCCGCUGCCAUUAGAGACGGACAGAUAGUCGUCGGCAGACAAAAGCCUAAGAGUGAGAAAAAAGUGAAAUCAGGGGAUAAAUCAUCGGUUAAACCAUUGGAAUCGCAGGGCUCUGAAGAACAGACCGACUCUUUGCCUAAAGAAGACGAAGAAUCAGACGAGGAAUCGGAAGCGUCUGAUUUGGAUGUGAAGGACGAUUGGGAAGAGUUAAGUGAAGGAGACUUAGGAGAAGAUAAAGAGGAGGUAAAGACGCCAAAGAAAGAGAAAGAAGUGGUGAAACGUUCGGAGAGUAUAACGAAACCAAUUAAAGAGUUGACAAUAAAAGACGAAAAGUUAGAGAAGUUUUCGGACGGCGAACCGCCUAAACGUCAGUUCCGUUCGCCAGUGGUGUGUGUUUUAGGACAUGUGGACACCGGGAAGACUAAACUCUUGGAUUACAUCCGCAAAUCACACGUUCAGGACGGAGAGGCCGGCGGUAUUACACAACAAAUUGGCGCCACAUUUGUUCCGCCGUCUGCUAUCGAAGAGCAGACCAAAGGAGUGAAAGCAACGCAGAAGAAGGAUCUCUUACUUCCGGGUCUUCUGAUAAUCGACACUCCGGGACACGAGUCGUUCUCCAAUCUACGAUCUCGUGGCAGUUCUUUGUGUGACAUCGCUAUACUUGUCAUCGAUAUUAUGCAUGGAUUAGAACCGCAAACAAUAGAAUCGAUUGAAUUAUUAAAGGCUCGAAAAACUCCAUUUAUUGUGGCGUUGAAUAAAAUCGAUAGACUUUACGAAUGGAGAAGUAAUCCACGGAAAGACGUCGAGGAUGUGAUCGGCUCUCAGGUGCAGAACACAAAACUUGAAUUUACUAAACGUGUCAAAGAAGUGAUUGUAGAGUUAGCCCAACAGUCUAUAAACGCUGCGCUUUAUUACGAAAACUAUGAUUUCCGGUCUUACGUGUCAUUAGUGCCGACCUCUGCCUCUAGUGGUGAUGGUAUGGGAAAUCUGAUCGCUCUUCUCAUAUCACUUACACAGUCAAUGAUGGCAAAGAAGGUUGCCUUCGAUCCCAUCAAUUUAGACGCCACUGUACUCGAAGUGAAGGCAAUUCCUGGUUUGGGAACAACUAUUGAUGUGAUUCUAGUGAACGGAAAGCUAAGAGAAGGCGAUAAGAUAGUGUUGGCCGGACAUGAGGGCCCUUUCGUCACACAUAUCCGAUCUAUUUUAAUGCCGCAACCGCUGAAAGAACUGCGAAUUAAGUCCCCGUAUCAGGAAUUGAAGAUAGUCUACGGCUCGAUGGGAGUGAAGAUUGCGGGCCAUGACUUGGAUAAGGCUAUCGCGGGUUUGCAGUUAUUGGUGGCGGAGAACGAGACCCAAAUAGAAGAGCACAAGAACUAUAUUUGGAGUCAAUUCGGGAAAGCGAUGAAAGCCAUAAAGUGUUCGGACAAAGGAGUGUACGUUCAGGCGAGCACUUUGGGCUCUUUGGAAGCGUUGCUCGAGUUUCUUAAGACGUCCAAAAUUCCUUACUGUGGAGUCCGUAUCGGACCAGUUGUCAAACGAGACGUAAUGAAGGCGUCAAUAAUGUUGGAGUCAUCGCCUGAUCACGCGGUCAUCUUAGCGUUUGAUGUCCGCAUCGAAAGGGAUGCUCAGGAAUUGGCCGAUCAUUUAGGAGUGAAGAUAUUCAGUGCGGAAAUCAUUUACCAUUUGUUCGAUCGCUUCACCGCUUAUAAGGAAGAGUUGCGGAAACAAAGACGCGAUCAGAACAAGAAUUUGGCGGUAUUUCCCUGUAAACUACGGAUUCUUCCCAACUGUGUGUUCAAUACUCGCGACCCAAUAGUGGUCGGAGUGUCCAUCGAAGACGGCUUAAUAAUCCCGGGAACACCACUGGCUGUGCCCUCGAAGGCAAACAUCGAAAUCGGAAGAAUAACAACCAUUGAAAUCAAUCACAAAGCGGUGGAAAUCGCUCGCAAAGGACAGGAGGUGUGCAUCAAAAUCGAGAACUUUGGCGGCGAUGCGCCUAAACUGUACGGAAGACAUUUCGAUCACACGGAUCUCCUUAUGUCGCGACUCACCCGUGAAUCCAUUGAUGUCGUCAAAGAGUACUUCCGGGACGACCUCCAGAAGAGCGACUGGCAGUUAAUGAUUGAACUCAAGAAGAUUUUCGAAAUAAUCUGAUUUCCAUUCUCUUGUUCUGUAAUUUAAUAUUCAAAUUAAAUUUAUUUACUUCUGUUCUUAAA
Molecule: messenger RNA, 3083 nt
Organism: Medioppia subpectinata
Lineage: Eukaryota; Metazoa; Arthropoda; Arachnida; Sarcoptiformes; Oppiidae
Source: the annotation of a GenBank genome assembly